AGAAGAGUUCAGGGACAGGAAUCUCGGGGCAGGCACCUCAACAGCAACAGCAACAGCAACAACAACAACAGCAGCAGCAGCAGCAGCAGCAGCCGUCGAAGAAGAAGAAGACUGGACCAGUACUACUAGGGAUACCGGAUUCACCGAUGGAUCCACAGGAGGAUAGGGAUCCGUAUGUGACCAAGAUCGGAGGUGUUCCUACAUGGCUGGACGAGGAUGUGCCGGCACCGAGCAAGUUCGGGGUCUGUGAGGGAUGUGGCCGGGAGAUGUAUUUGCUCCUGCAGGCCUAUGUCCCACUCGAGAAAUCGCCCUUUGAUCGGGUCGUCUAUGUCUGGGCAUGUAAUCAGCGGCUCUGCAUGCGGAAGAAAGGAAGCUUCCGAGUGGUGCGGGCGUUGAAGGUGAAUCCGGAGUAUGCACAGAAGCUGGAGAAGAAGGCCAAGCCUAGUGCUGCAGCCGCAGUACCAGCACUUCCGGCAGCAUCGGCGUUUGGAGCACCAAUGGCGAAUCCAUUCGCGGCACCGGGGGCGUUUGAUAUGGGAAAUGCAUUGUUUGGCGGAGCAGGAGCAGGAUUCAACAAUCCUUUUGCACCCCCGGCUUCCAAUACUACGAAUCCGUUCGCGCCUCCUCCAGGAUUCGGGGCACCGGCACCGGCACCGGCAUCUGCAGCCGUAUCUACCCCAGGAUCAAAAUCGUUUGCAAGUGCGACGUCGGCAAAUAUUUCAAAGGAAGAAUCCUCCAACGAAAACGAGGAAGAGGAGGAUACUGCUGAUGAAUCAAGAAUAUGGCCUGAGGAAUUAUCAUCGUUCGAACCCCACUAUUUGUACAUCACCGAAGAAGUCCUCGAGGACUCGGACGCGAUCUCGGACGACAUCUCUCAGCGCUAUAGUCACCUCCUUGCCCUCGAAGAAUCUCUCGCCAAUGACUCCCCCGAUGACAAUAACGACGGCGACUCUGCCUCUGGAAGCGCAAACGGUGCAUCUUGGAGCGGUGAGGCCUACGAAAAAGCGGCCUUGCCCAAGGGUGUGGACAAGGCGUUUCAGAAAUUCACAGAACGUGUUCAAUACUGGCCAGACCAAUGCGUGCGCUAUGAUUUUCCGGGGACACCAUUGAUGUUCUCGUGGUCGGAUCGAGCCGCACAGACGCUCCUCCCUGCGAACGUGGCUAGGCAUUCAAAACACACAACGCCGAGUGCGCACAGGAUCCCGAGGUGUCCGAAGUGUAAGGGGCCUCGGGGGUUUGAGUUCCAGUUGAUGCCGAAUUUGUUGUCGUUGCUGGAUGUGGGUGCGACAAAGUACUUGGCCGAAGACGAGAAGAAGGCGGCGAAGGAGCGGAAGGGGGCGCAGGCGUUUGAAAUUGGGAUGGAGUGGGGGACGGUGAUGGUAUAUAGUUGUGUAGAGGAUUGCUUUGGCAAGGCGGUAGGAAAGGAGAUGGAGGCAGAAGGAGGGGUAGGGCAGAAAGUCAGGUACUUUGAAGAGGUCGCACUCGUACAGUUUGAGGAUUAGACAGGGUCUUGAAACUGAGCCAAAC
Messenger RNA from Gamsiella multidivaricata, 1527 nucleotides. Its product is annotated as programmed cell death protein 2. The record is from RefSeq and is a predicted model, not a curated record. Bases 147 to 1502 code for a protein of 451 amino acids. The transcript is spliced from 6 exons. Gene Ontology annotation, cellular component: cytoplasm. Gene Ontology annotation, biological process: maturation of SSU-rRNA. Lineage: Eukaryota; Fungi; Mortierellomycota; Mortierellomycetes; Mortierellales; Mortierellaceae.